AUGGCCCCGCUGGGCGAGGACACGCCGCUGAUCGGGGGCCGCUCCUGCAGCCUCUCCUCGGCCGAGCCCGGCAGGACCGGCACCCUGCGGGUGCUCCUGUACCCCCGGGCGCCCGCCCCCCGCAGCCCCCCCGGCGCCCUCACCUUCAGCGGCGGCGAGUUCACGGCCGAGGAGCUCUGCGUGCGCGCGGCCAAGGCCUGCGGUGUGCUGCCCGUGUGCCACCCGCUCUUCGCCCUGGCCGCGGAGGAUCUGAGCUGCUGGUUCCCCCCCAACCACCUCUUCACUGUGGACGAGUCCUGCAGCCAGGUCGUGGUGUACAGGAUCAGGUUCUUCUUCCCCAACUGGUGUGGACUGGGACAGUCCCACCGCUUCCAGCUGCUGAAUGAUCAGGCCAGCCCCAUCCUGGACUACCCCGUCAUUGAUUACCUGUUUGCCCAGUCCCGCAGUGACUUCAUCGAGGGCCGCGUGGCCGUGGGGCUGAGCCUGCCCACGCAGGAGGAGUGCCUGGGCCUGGCCGUGCUGGACAUGCUGCGCAUCGCCAAGGAGGAGAGGCAGAGCCCCGACCAGGUCUGCAGCCACAUCAGCUACAAGUCGUGCAUCCCGGAGCCGCUGCGGAGCCAGAUCCAGCAGCACAACUUCCUCACCCGCAAGCGCAUCCGGCGCCGCUUCAGCAAAUCCCUGCGGAAGCUCGGGGGCUGCCAGACCGACGGGCCCCACCUGAAGCUCAAGUACCUGCUGGACCUGGAGCGGCUGCAGCGCCGCUGGGCCGAGGAGACUUUCCGUGUCCGCUCCCCCGGGGCCCCCACGUGCAUCACCAUCCACGUGUCCGGGGAGAGCGGCGUGUCCUGGAGCUGCGGCCCCUCCGAGAACCGCCAGCACUUCUGCGACUUCCCCGACAUCGCCGACAUCAGCAUCAAGCAGGCGGGCGGGGAGGGCGAGACCCGGCUCGUCACCCUCACCAAGGCGGACAACCGCGUGCUGGAGGUGGAGUUCCCCACGCUGCGGGAGGCUCGUUCCUUCGUGGCUCUCAUCGACGGCUACUACCGGCUGACGGCGGACUCCCAGCACUACUUCUGCAAGGAGGUGGCCCCGCCCCGGCUCCUGGAGGACGUGGAGAACCAGUGCCACGGGCCCAUCAGCGCCGAGUUUGCCCUGAACAAGCUGAAGGCGGCCGGGAGCCCCCCGGGGCUGUACCUGCUGCGCCGCAGCCCCCAGGACUUCGACAGUUACCUGCUGACCGUCUGCGUGCAGACCCGCUCCGGGCAGGACUACAAGCGGUGCCAGAUCCGCAGGGACGAGGAGGGACACUUCUGGCUGUCGGGGGUGUCACGGAGGUUCUGCAGCCUGCAGGAGCUGCUGGGCACCUACGGGCGCUGGGGGCUGCAGGCUGAGGGGGCCCGGAUGCACCUGGGGGCCUGCUGCCCACCCCGCCCCAAAGAGAAGUCCAACCUGCUGAUUGUUCGGGGCGGGGCCCCCCCUCUCCCCGGCUCCCCCCCAGCCCCCCGGCGCCGCAGCCUCAACCAGAUGAUGUUCCACAAGAUCGACCCCCAGAGCCUGAUGCGGGGCGAGAGCCUCGGCCAGGGCUCCUUCACCCAGAUCUACAAGGGCAUCAAGCGGGACCAGCAGGAGCAGGAGGAGGAGGAGGGGGACGGGCCCCGCCAGACCACAGUGGUGCUCAAGGUCAUGGACAGCAGCCACCGCAACUGCUCCGAGUCGUUCCUGGAGGCAGCCAGCACCAUGAGCCAGCUCUCCCACAAGCACCUGGUCCUGCUGCACGGUGUCAGCCUCGGGAAGGACAGUGUGAUGGUGCAGGAGUACGUCCAGCACGGCCCCCUCGACCUCUACCUGCGGAAGAACCGGGGUGAGGGCUCGGUGACCACCAGCUGGAAGCUGACAGUGGCCAAGCAGUUGGCCUACGCCCUCAACUACCUGGAGGACAAGAAGAUCACCCACGGAAAUGUCUCUGCCAAGAAGGUGCUGCUGGCACGGGAGGGGGACGCGGCCACAGGGACUCCCCCCUUCAUCAAGCUCAACGACCCCGGGGUCAGCGUCACCGUCCUGGCCCCGGACAUGCUGGUGCAGAGGAUCCCCUGGGUGGCCCCCGAGUGCGUCAGGGAUCCCAAGAGCCUGGCGCUGCCCGCUGACAAGUGGAGCUUCGGAGCGACUCUCUGGGAGAUCUUCAGCGGUGGGAACAUGCCCCUGAGCCUGCUGGAGCCCCAGAAGAAGCUGGAAUUCUACCAGAGCCGGCUGCAGCUCCCGGCUCCCAAGUGGCCGGAGCUGGCCACGCUCAUGGCCCAGUGCAUGGAGUACGAGCCCCAGCGCCGGCCCUGCUUCCGCGCCCUCAUCCGCGACCUCAACAGCCUCAUCACCUCCGACUACGAGCUGCUCUCAGACCUGUCCCCCGCGGAUGUGGCGCUCCGGGACAGCCUGUGGGGACACGAACCCCUGGCCGUGAGCCGCGACCCCGAGCACUUCCAGGAGCGGCACCUCAAGUACAUCUCACUGCUGGGAAAGGGUAAUUUUGGGAGCGUGGAGCUGUGCCGCUACGACCCCCUGGGGGACAGCACGGGCGAGCUGGUGGCGGUGAAGAAGCUGCAGCAGGACUCGGCCAAGGAGCUGCGGGAUUUCGAGCGGGAGAUCCAGAUCCUGCACUCGCUGCAGCACGACUUCAUCGUGCGCUACCGGGGUGUCUGCUACAGCCGGGGGUGGCGCGGGCUGCGGCUGGUGAUGGAAUUCCUGCCCAACGGCUGCCUGCGGGAUUACCUGCAGAAGAACCAGCCCCGCCUGGACCACAGGGCGCUGCUCCUCUACGCCUGGCAGAUCUGCAAGGGCAUGGAAUACCUGGGGGCGCAGCGCUGCGUGCACCGGGACCUGGCCAGCAGGAACAUCCUGGUGGAGAGCGAGACCCACGUCAAGAUCGGGGAUUUCGGGCUGGCCAAGCUGCUCCCGCAGGACAAGGACUAUUACGUGGUGCGGGAGCCCGGCCAGAGCCCCGUGUUCUGGUACGCUCCCGAAUCCCUGUCGGACAACGUCUUCUCCUGUGCAUCCGACACCUGGAGCUUCGGGGUCCUGCUCUACGAGCUCUUCACCUACAGCAACAAGAGCAGGAGCCCCUCGGAGGAGUUCCUCAGGAUGAUGGGCACUGGGAAGCCGGCACAGAUCAUCUGCCUCUUGCUGGAGCUCCUCAAGGACAACCGGCGGCUCCCGGUGCCGUCCGGCUGCCCCGCCGAGGUGCGAGGCCUGCCUGGGCUGGGGGGUCCUGUGGGGGGGUUCUGGGGGUCCCUCCCCAGCUCCCCUGAUGGCCUCCCUGUCCCUUGUCCCCAGGUAUACUCGCUGAUGAUGAGCUGCUGGGCCUUCUCCCCCGGUGCCAGGCCCACUUUUGGGGAGCUGUCCCCCAGGAUCGAGGCGCUGCGGGAUGGUCGGAGCAAAGCCCGUGGGUAGAACCCCCUCCCCACAACAAAGCCCCCUCACACUGGCUGGGACCCCCAGACACCCACCUCCCUCCUCAGCACCGUGUGGCCACAGCGACGCUUCAAGGAGCUUUGAGGGGCACAGU
This is a messenger RNA of Empidonax traillii (willow flycatcher), 3556 nucleotides long. RefSeq names its product Janus kinase 3 (gene JAK3). Gene Ontology annotation, molecular function: ATP binding; cytokine receptor binding; non-membrane spanning protein tyrosine kinase activity. Bases 1 to 3441 code for a protein of 1146 amino acids. The transcript has 22 exons. Gene Ontology annotation, cellular component: membrane; cytosol; cytoskeleton. Gene Ontology annotation, biological process: intracellular signal transduction; cell differentiation; cell surface receptor signaling pathway via JAK-STAT. The record is from RefSeq and is a predicted model, not a curated record. NCBI's taxonomy places the organism in Eukaryota, Metazoa, Chordata, Aves, Passeriformes, Tyrannidae.